AACUAAACAGAAAAAAAACACGUUAAACAAACGAAAUUGCAGGAGGCCGGCAGAAUUUCUUAGCAACGAAAAAACAAUUCCGAUUUGUAGAAAUUUUCUGGCACAUUUUUAAAAUAAAUCGCUCGCUGGAAAAAUAUUUGUGAGAAAUGGCAGAUGGCGAUAAGAUUGAAGUGCGUGAUAUAACACGUAUUGAACGCAUUGGCGCGCACUCGCAUAUACGCGGUCUGGGCUUGGACGAUGUGCUGGAAGCGCGUGCUGUAUCACAAGGCAUGGUGGGUCAGAAGGAUGCUCGCCGCGCUGCCGGUGUUGUGGUGCAAAUGGUGCGUGAAGGUAAAAUCGCUGGACGUUGCAUAUUGCUCGCUGGUGAGCCAAGUACUGGUAAGACAGCAAUUGCAGUAGGUAUGGCACAAGCGCUUGGAACAGAGACACCAUUCACCAGCAUGUCUGGUUCGGAAAUAUACUCGCUGGAGAUGAGCAAAACAGAAGCACUUUCGCAGGCGCUGCGCAAGAGCAUUGGUGUGCGCAUUAAAGAGGAGACUGAGAUUAUUGAGGGUGAGGUAGUUGAAAUCCAAAUUGAUCGGCCAGCAACUGGCACGGGUCAAAAGAUUGGAAAGGUUACUUUGAAAACCACCGAAAUGGAAACAAACUACGAUUUGGGCAACAAGAUUAUCGAAUGUUUUAUGAAGGAGAAAAUUCAAGCAGGCGAUGUUAUAACAAUCGAUAAAGCUUCGGGCAAGGUAACCAAAUUGGGUCGUAGUUUUACACGAGCACGCGAUUAUGAUGCCACCGGCGCACAAACGCGUUUCGUACAGUGCCCUGAAGGUGAACUACAGAAGCGCAAGGAAGUCUAUUGUCCCGAAUUGCCUUAUGUAAACUCGGCGUAA
Messenger RNA from Rhagoletis pomonella (apple maggot), 884 nucleotides. RefSeq names its product ruvB-like helicase 2. The record is from RefSeq and is a predicted model, not a curated record. The coding region runs from base 147 to 884 and encodes 245 amino acids. Gene Ontology annotation, cellular component: Swr1 complex; R2TP complex; Ino80 complex. Gene Ontology annotation, biological process: box C/D snoRNP assembly; regulation of transcription by RNA polymerase II; chromatin remodeling. The transcript has 3 exons. Lineage: Eukaryota; Metazoa; Arthropoda; Insecta; Diptera; Tephritidae. Gene Ontology annotation, molecular function: ATP binding; DNA helicase activity.